CUAUCCCUUGUCCUUUUUUUACAAAAAAUUCUUUUACCCCAAAAUGCUUUUCUCCAUUUUAGGGUUUUAUGGUUUCUGCUUCAUUGUUCAUAUUCUGUAUGUAAAACCCACAGAGACACGCUGUCUCUCGCCAAUAUAUUAGUUCUGAAUUGUAUGAGGAGUUGGGUGCUAUUCUUUUAGCAUUUUGUGGAAUUUGAAUUUUCGGCGGUUACAACUUUCAGGCAGAUUGCGAUGGAUGCCAAAGCACCAAAUGGAGAACGCCAGCAUGUUACCAUUAAACUCUGGCCACCUAGCCAAAACACUCGGCAAAUGCUAGUGGAGCGAAUGAAGAAUAAUCUCUCAACUCCAACAAUUUUCACCACCAAGUAUGGCAGCCUCAGUGAUGUUGAGGCUUCAAAACAUGCCAAACAAAUUGAAGAAUCGGCAUUUACUAGUGCAAAUCAACAUUAUGGACAAGAACCCGAUGGUGAUGGCAGUUCUGCUGUGCAGAUGUAUGCUAGUGAAUGCAGUAAGCUCAUUCUGGAAGUUCUUAAGAACGGCCCCAGAAUACAGGAAAAAGAGUCUCUGAAACCCAAGGUUGAUUCAGCUGAAUCUUUUUUCGAUAUCUCCAAAGGUCAGCGAGCAUUUAUAGAAGAGGAUGAGGCACAAACACUUUUGAGUCCCUUAAAAGAGCCUGGAAAUUCUUACACUAAGAUAUGUUUCAGCAAUCGAAGCUUUGGUCUAGGUGCAGCCCGUGUUGCAGGGCCGAUCUUAACAUCCAUUAAAAGCCAACUGAAGGAAGUGGAUGUGUCAGAUUUUGUUGCAGGAAGACCAGAGGCGGAAGCUCUUGAUGUCAUGAGUAUCUUCUCCGAAGCUCUGGAAGGUUCUCAUUUGAGGUAUCUAAACAUCUCCGACAACGCCUUAGGUGAGAAGGGAGUCAGAGCAUUCGGGAAGCUCUUGCAGUCUCAAACUAGCUUGGAGGAAUUAUAUCUGAUGAAUGACGGCAUAUCAAAGGAAGCUGCACAGGCUGUUUGUGAGUUGGUUCCUUCCACAGAGAAGCUGAGGGUUCUUCAUUUUCAUAACAAUAUGACCGGAGACGAAGGGGCUAUUGCUAUUUCUGAGAUUCUGAGGCGUUGUCCUUCACUGGAAGAUUUUCGAUGCUCGUCUACCCGAGUUGGCUCUGAAGGCGGAGUUGCCUUGAGUGCAGCACUUGCAAAAUGCAAGAAUCUGAAGAAACUGGAUCUUCGGGACAACAUGUUUGGUAUAGAAGCUGGCGUAAAGUUGAGUGAGUCCCUCUACAAAAAUGAGUAUCUCACAGAGAUCUAUUUAAGCUACCUGAAUCUGGAAGAUGAUGGAGCAAUUGCCAUAGCCAAUGCUCUAAAAGAGGCAGCACCAUCACUCACAGUGUUGGAGAUGGCCGGAAACGACAUAACAGCUGCGGCUGCUCCGAGCAUGGCCGCUUGCAUUUCCAGAAAGACGGCUCUCACAAAGUUGAACCUGUCAGAGAAUGAUCUGAAGGAUGACGGUGCAAUUCAGAUAAGCAAAGCAUUUGGAGAAGGCCAUGACCAGUUGAAGGAGGUCGAUCUGAGCCUGAACUCUAUAAGAAUGGUUGCGGCUAGAACAUUAGCUCAGGCUUUGGUGCGUCUGCCUGGGUUCAAAUUCUUGAACGUUAAUGGGAACUUCAUUUCUGAGGAAGGUAUUGAUGAGUUGAAGGACAUCUUUAAAGAAUGCGCCGAGAAACUUGGACCCUUGGAUGAGAAUGACCCUGAUGGAGAAGAUUUCGCCGAUAAGGAGUCUGGGGAUGAAGAUGAAGAAAGUCAGGAUGAAUUGGAAGAAAAAUUAAAAAAUCUUGAUGUCAAUCGAGAAGAUUAACCACUGCCCUUUUGCAGUACUUAUUAAGAGCAGCAAUCAGUAGUUUUGAUUUAUAGCUUGUGUGGAUCUGAUAAGAGUUUUAGCAGCCUGGUGCAGUUUAAGUUUAGUAGCCAUCAGUAGUAUUGCUUUCCACGCUACCUUUAAUCUCAACUUAUUUUGUUGGGAGGUAAACAAUCGAGUCGAGUCGAUACAUUAUUAUUCAAGCUUGUUUGAAUUAUUAUCUAGUUUAAAAAAUA
This is a messenger RNA of Sesamum indicum (sesame), 2087 nucleotides long. It is a transcript of the gene RANGAP2, whose product is annotated as RAN GTPase activating protein 2. NCBI's taxonomy places the organism in Eukaryota, Viridiplantae, Streptophyta, Magnoliopsida, Lamiales, Pedaliaceae. The record is from RefSeq and is a predicted model, not a curated record. Gene Ontology annotation, molecular function: GTPase activator activity; protein binding.